Labrus bergylta (ballan wrasse) is the source of this 3433-nucleotide messenger RNA. RefSeq names its product solute carrier family 25 member 35 (gene slc25a35). Lineage: Eukaryota; Metazoa; Chordata; Actinopteri; Labriformes; Labridae. The record is from RefSeq and is a predicted model, not a curated record.
CUCUCUCUCUCUCUCUCUCUCUCUCUCUCUCUCUGUGUGUGUGUUUGUGUGUGUGUGUGUGUGUAAAGCAAAUGUGGGAGGGAGGGAACCCCGCUGUGAAAUGAAGCGCAGGUCGGACUAGGUGAACAUCUGUCGUGAUGGAUUUCGUGCUGAGCGGCGUGGCGGCGUGCGGCGCCUGUCUGUUCACCAACCCGCUGGAGGUCGUCAAAACGCGGAUGCAGCUUCAAGGAGAGCUCAAGAGCCGGGGCUCGUACCAGGUCUACUACCGCAAUGUCUUCCACGCUUUCUACACCAUCGGCAAAGUGGACGGACUGUCGGGGCUGCAGAAGGGACUGGCACCGGGGCUGGUCUAUCAGUUUUUUAUGAAUGGAGUCAGGCUCGGCUCGUACGCCAUCAUCGAGUCCUCCGGUUACAUCCACACAAACGGAAGGGUCAACGCGGUCAAAACCACGCUUGCAGGAGCUGUGGCUGGAGUGGUGGGAGCCGUAAUGGGCAGCCCUGUGUAUCUGGUCAAGACUCAUCUGCAGAGUCAGGCCACCUCCUCUAUUGCAGUGGGACAUCAGUACAAACACCAGGGGAUGAUCCACGCUCUGGCAGCCAUCUACAGGGCGCACGGCAUUAUGGGAUUGUGGAGGGGCUCCAGUGCUGCAGUGCCCAGGGUCAGCGUGGGAUCAGCUGCACAGCUCUCCACCUUCUCCUCCGCCAAGGAGCUGGUUAUAGACCUACAGGUGUUCAAAAAGGACAGCUGGUUGAUAGCUCUGACUGCGGGCAUGAUCAGCAGCGUGGUGGUGGUUCUGGCUAUGACACCCUUUGAUGUAGUGAGCACUCGACUCUACAACCAGCCCGUGGAUCAUUUGGGAAAGGGGGAACUUUAUAAAGGAUUCGCCGACUGCUUUUCUAAGACUCUGAGCAAAGAGGGCUUGUUGGGACUCUACAAAGGCCUGGGAGCCUCUUAUUUCCGACUUGGUCCACACACCAUUCUGUCUUUGUUCUUCUGGGAUGAACUGCGCAAACUUUACCGGGACUUCAGAUAACACGAGGGAACAAGGAAAUUGGAUAAAUGGGUAACUCAUUAAGCUCUUGAGUGCAUAGGCUAAAUGACUCCUCAUUUAAUGAGUUUGUUAUUAUGAGGUGAAAGCAAAAAAACUAAAAAAACCAGGAGAGGCUCUUCCUCUUCCUUGAUGGGAUGGAAGGAAGAGCAAAGGUGAGGUGACGCACACUCCAUUAUGAAAACACUUGAGUCGAGUUAAAAUGUGUCAGGAAGAAGGAGAGAAUGUUGUUACUGCAGCCAGGAGCGCUGACCAAGUCUGACGUGCAACAAAUGCACUUUGACAUGUUUUGGUGCCACACGUGCACAAAUUGAAUAACCAAAUAGGAACUUAACAUUAGACAGAUCUCAUACAGUGAGUCCUCUGGGAUGCACAUGGCUCUUUAAUACCUCUGAAAGUCUUUCGUCAUGCCAUUCCAAGAGAUGAAGCUGUAUCUGCACCAGACGCAGUACCUUCUGAAUAAAGCAUCAAAUGUGGCCCACUGAUUGGAGUGAAUUGUGCCUGCAGCGACAACAGUGGACAACAGUGUAACCCCUCUGUGCUGUGAUGUAACAGCUGUUUAAUACAAAGCAAUCACAGGCAAUGGUCCGAACAAGUGCAGUGUAUAUAUAUAUAUAUAUAUAUAUAUAUAUAUACUGCUUUUUAAAUUGAUCUAAGACAAAAAUAAAUGCUGCUGUUUGAUUGGACAUGCAACAAGAAGUCAAAAACUAGCCGCACUCUUCCACUGGCAGGAGGUAAUGACAGGGGUUGAGGGAUUUUCUACACCCAACUGUGACCUCACCACAAUUGUUGAGAAAGUCAAGAACCUGCUGAUCUCUAAACGACCAGUUAGCCAGUCGUUACAAACUUUAAACCUUACACGAGAAACUGAAAGGAAAAGGCGUUAAAGGCAGCUCUUGCACAAAGACUUCCUUUAACGUAAGACACUAUCCAGAGCUGAUGAGAACUCCUUCAGAAGUUCAUUUUAUGUCCUUGUUAUUUUUAUUUAUUUAAAAAUAAAUAAAUGCAGCACUCUUCUCUCUCUUCAGAAACCGAUGAGUGAUGUCACUGAGAACAUGUAAGCUGUGAGCCAGAUUUGAUGCUUUCUUCUUCCUCUGCCAAGUGUUUCAUUCAACAUUAUUUAUUACCUGUUUAAAAAGAUCACACAGUAUGUUUGCAUGACACAUUCAAUAAUGUACCUCAGCUUUCAGAGCGUAUCUGUGCUCUUAUCUUCUAUGAUGUGACCCAGGAGACGGACGUUACCAGAGUUUAUUUUUUUUAAUGAUGAAGUGGAUGUUUGGUCUCCUGAUAUCGUCAUCGGCAUUUUUAUUUUUACCAAGCAACUUUCAUUUCCCUCCCUGACGCCCAAUUUGUAUCUCAAAUUAUGUACGUGGUUUUGUUGGAGUUUGUCUAAGUCCUGCAGGGUCAGACAAAUCCAAGUAUCAGAAAAUAAGACUUUAGCAGUUUAGCUUCCCCAGACAUUAUUGGUCGAUGAAGAGUUGUCUGAAUAAUUGAUUGUCUCACUAGAAACAGUUCCUGUCAAAUAAAACCGCCAUGUGCCGUCUUGUUGUGUACAAUCAGCAAGCUGAACAGUUCAGGAUGUUUCAGACACCACACAGUGUUUCAAAAAUACUGAAUUAAAUGAUCUCAUAAGCACUAUCAGUAGUGCUGUAGUCAAGACCACACAAGCCGAGACCAAGACCAACCAUUUAGGGGUCGAGGCCGAGAUGAGACAAAGACCAUAAAUAUCACUGAAAAAAAUCGUAAUUUUGUGUGCAGCAGGCGUGUCACUCACUUAGACCGUAACACGGGGAAGGUUGCAGAAGAAACCGGGGGAUAAAAAUCUAAAUGAAUUGGUUCUUUUCGAAAAGGACAUUUUCUUUCUAAUCACAGUGAUGUCAUGGAAAAAUAGCCCAUCAGUGGUGGUCUUUACUGCUCUUGAUUUCAAAUCUGGAGUCCGCCCAGUCAGAGACCGAGACCAGACCGAGUGAAAAUGCUUUUGAUUCCGAGUCGAGACCAAGACCUUCAAAAAAGUGGUCUCGACCCCGGUCUUAAGACUAAGACUGAUUUCAAGUGCUACAACACUAACUAACACUUCAGGUGCAUUUCUAUUAUGAUAAAUCUCAAAUGUUACUGGAUAUUUAAUGUCACUGACUUUUAACAGGAAUGUUUAGAAAGUACUGAAGAUAUCGCAAAAAAAAAAAAAAUGUGGUUUUGACACUUCGGUUUGAAAAGUUCUCAGCUCAUUGUGACAUGAUGAGAUUGUUGAUUUUCAAUGAUGAGAGCCGUACAAAUGAAUGUUCAACACAGCCAGCUGCUUUUGCUUCAUGAAUGUGUUACUGUCAGGUUCAGCCAAUAUGUCCGUGCAAUGGACACAAAAGAGCCAAUAAACUUUUUGACUUUGA